This is a messenger RNA of Alternaria incomplexa, 2073 nucleotides long. RefSeq lists its product as uncharacterized. Gene Ontology annotation, cellular component: Sec62/Sec63 complex. The transcript has 5 exons. Lineage: Eukaryota; Fungi; Ascomycota; Dothideomycetes; Pleosporales; Pleosporaceae. Bases 1 to 2073 code for a protein of 690 amino acids. Gene Ontology annotation, molecular function: RNA binding; transmembrane protein transporter activity. Gene Ontology annotation, biological process: SRP-dependent cotranslational protein targeting to membrane; post-translational protein targeting to endoplasmic reticulum membrane. The record is from RefSeq and is a predicted model, not a curated record.
AUGUCCGGGACAGAUUACAACUACGAUGAACAGGGCCAGUUCUUCCCCUACUUCAUCCUUACCGUUACCACUCUCGUCACCGUUCCGACUACAGUUUCAUUCUUCAGAUCAAGCAAAGAGCUCGAAAACACUGGAUCGCGGAUAGAGUCUGACUUCACCCCCGAACAUGCCGAUCUCAUCCAAGGACAGCGCAAGAAGCAGAAGCGACUCGAGAGGAGGAUAAAGCGGGGUCUUCUCAUGGUGGGCGGAUGGGCGAUGAAUGCCGCCAUGAUAUACCUCAUCAGCACUACUACACGGAGUACGCCUGAUAUCUGGGAUCCCUAUGAGGUGCUGGGUGUCUCUACGGGCGCCGAUGAGAGGGCGAUCAAGAAGCACUACCGAAAACUGUCCCUCACUAUGCACCCCGAUAAGGCACGCCCAGACCCCGAGAAGAACAUUACCAUACAAUCCAUCAACGACCACUGGGUCGACGUCGUGAAGGCGUUCAAGGCUCUUACCGACGAAGAGAUCCGCCGGAACUUCCUCGAAUUCGGUCACCCAGAUGGCAAGCAAAGUUUCAGCAUCGGCAUUGCGCUACCUCAAUGGCUCGUGACGGAAGGAGCUGGCAAAUACGUCCUGCUCAUCUAUGCGCUCGCCCUCGGUGUCAUUCUCCCAUACACGGUCGGAAAGUGGUGGUACGGAACACAGAAGCUGACCAAGGAUAAAGUCCUGGUAGCCAGCGCUGGCAAGGUUUUCCGCGAUUACGACAACGACCAAGGCGAGGUGGGUGUCAUACACGCGCUCAGCAGCGGAGAGGAGUUCAACGAAGUUCUCACUGGACACAAAGCGGAGAAUGGUCUUUCGAAGCUCGAACAGAAGGUCCUCUCUGAGAACUCUGGAUCUCUCAUUGCGCAAACACUCACCAAGAAGGACCGACAGAAGCUAGACGAUCUGGAGGACAGCCGGCGACGCAAGGUUCUGACUUUGUUGUGGGCAUACCUUGGCCGCGUUGAACUGGACGACGAGACUCUGAACGACGAGAAGUUCGAGGUCGCGCCAAUCGCACUCCGACUCAAUGAAGCUUACACCGCCAUCGCUCUCGCAUACGGCAACACCAAGGCGAUACUAUCGGCUUACAGGACCUCUCAGAAUCUCAUCCAAGCUCUACGACCAGGCGCAUCACCGCUUGAGCAGCUGCCACAUUUCACACCCGAUGUUGCCAGUGCGGCUGAGGCUGCGCGAGCAAAGUCACACUUGACCAUCCAAGAGUUCAUGCAAAUACCCGAAGCUGAACGUAAGGCUCGUGUUGUCAAGUCUGGUCUCCUAUCCCAAGAACAAUACAGCACAGCCAUGACUGUAGCCUCGCGCAUUCCAAUGUUUCAUCUGGAAAAGGCAUUCUUCAAGGUCGUUGGUGAGCGUUUUGUCACACCUAGCAGCUUGGUCCAGUUCGUACUCAAGGGUCGUUUCAUCCCGACCGCUGCCACCAACGUCCCCGAGGUCAACCCGAAGGACCUACUAGAUAUCGAUCCCGCGGAAGGCGAUGUUGCUGCAAUCACCGGACGUAAGAACGACCGUUCUGGAGAGAAGCCCAUCCAACCGCCUCUAGCAUUCGCUCCAUACUACGCUCGCGACCACGCGCCAAGAUGGCAUGUAUUCCUUGCAGACAGCAAGCAAGGACGUAUUGCAGUACCACCAUUCACUUUCUCGACUUUCGACAAGCCCAUCCUUGACGAGAGCGGUAACCCCACCUACAAUGUACAGACUCUCAAGAUGCAGUUCGGCGCACCACCACAGCCUGGCAGCUACACCUUCGUCAUGCACAUGAUCUGUGAUAGUUACAUCGGCAUGGACACCAAGAUGGAGGUUACCCUUGUUGUCGAGGAUGCCAGUAAAGCGGAAGAGGUAGAAGAGGAAGACGAGAUCAGCGAACCAGAAGAGGAUUCAUUGGCAGGCCAAAUGCACCAAAUGAAGACCGGAGCCCCACCAAAGAAGCGGAAACAGAUCACCAAUGACGACAGCAGCGGCAGUGACACCGAAGGCGACGUCGAAUCCGAGAGUGAAACCGACACUGACACCGACUCGGAUGAUGAGUAG